This is a messenger RNA of Mesorhabditis belari, 717 nucleotides long. NCBI's taxonomy places the organism in Eukaryota, Metazoa, Nematoda, Chromadorea, Rhabditida, Rhabditidae. The record is from the annotation of a GenBank genome assembly.
AUGAAACCACAUAAGCAUGUCACAGCUCUAACACAACCAAAUUUGAAUCAAUUAGCUUUCAAGCGUUUCGAGAAAAAUUUAUGUGAUGGGAGAAAAGAAUGCGAAAUUUUACCGAGAUUUUUGGCUUUCAAUGUUGGACAUCACUUGAUUGCUCCCGAUUUCAACAUCACUCUCUGCGUGAUUUUCAAGAAUUUCUCCACUGUUCUUCGCUCGAUUAUGUGCUUUCUUUACAAUGCUGAAAGCUAUCAAAAAGAAGUGAAAGAUCUAAUGGAUGAUAAGUUCGAAAUUCGUCACUGUAAAAAUAAAAAUGAAUUCAUUGGUGACAUUGGUGAGAAGAAGCUUCAAUGGUUUGAAAGGGAAAGCGGGAAAAUCUUCAAUCGAUACUCAGUUACUCGUGAUCCGAUUGAAAGAUUUGUAUCGGGAUUUCUCGACAAAUGCCUUUACUCUAAAAACAUCUCUGGUGGAUCUUAUGAAAAUCGAAAGAAUCCCUGUGGAAAUUGUGGAGGAAAUAUUACGUGUUUUGGAGAAUUUAUCUUCUCAGAAUUGUCAUCUAUCGUUCGAACAAAUCUAAAGAAAUACACGCUGGAAACUGAGCAUUUUGCUCCACAAAAUUGGAAUUGUAAUUUCAAAGAAGCUUUUGCAAAAUACACUUCCAAACGAUUACUACGAGAAGAUAAAGAAACAGGUUCUCAACAGAUAUUCCUAUCAUCACACUUA